AUGAGUGCCACUCUACAACAGCAUACAUUUGAAAUACCUAGUGUUGACCAUAAAAAAUGUUCGAGAAAACGGUUUUACUUUGAAGAUGAACUUUCUCAUAAUGUGAAUAAGCGAGUUAAGGCUCCUUUUCACUCGGAUUUUCACUCGGAUACCAAUUUUUCUCCGUCUACGUUACCGUUCUCUUGUGACCGUGACAAAAAAUUAUUCACUUCGUUCAAGUCAAACAAUAUUGCUCUCAAAAAGAAUAAAACCGUUCCGAAUAUUGAUUCCCAUUCAGAAAUGUCUCGUAUAAUCGAUCUUUCCACAGGCGAAUCUUUGGAUUCUGUUUCAAAUACCGACCAUGACCGACAAAAAUUAAAACGUACAUUAGAAUUAGUCGAACAUGAUUAUAAAGACUCCCCUUCCGUAGAAGGUGAUAACUUCCUUGGCAUUAUGGGUGAACCCACUUUUGGUAAUAAUUUUCAUAAAAAAAUUCGAACUUCGAAGAAACCAACGGUAAAUUACAUUGAAGAUGUUGAAGAUGUUAAAGAUGAUUCAAGAUUAAUUAAUAAUACUGUUGGCACCAUUCAAGAAUUUAAAAACUAUGUCACAACUAGUCCUUCAAUUUCCAAUAUUUCUAGUACUUCAAAUGUUACUAUUAAUCCAACAACAAAGUCCUUACCAUUGGUAGUAAGACCCAAAAAAAUCGAAUUUACCCCGCAAUAUCAAGAAGUAUUCAAUAAGUAUAUGAGGUCACAGCUUGAUACUGUAAAUGAUGAUUAUAGUGUUCAUGGAAAAGAAAUGGUUUUAUAUCGUCAAAACAAUAAAAACAAUAAUGAAUAUAUCAUUAAAGAUGACGACUAUACGAAUUCUGAAGGAAAGAUUGUCGAAAUUGAAGAUGAUGAUGACAUUCAAAUGUUGGAUACUGACGAGACUAAUACCAGCGGAAUAGGUGUCGGACUUUUAUUUAAUGAUGGUGGUCAAAGUCUCGAUGAGGACGAUAAAAUGGAUAUCGAUGAAUAA
Messenger RNA from Dentiscutata heterogama, 1002 nucleotides. Lineage: Eukaryota; Fungi; Glomeromycota; Glomeromycetes; Diversisporales; Gigasporaceae. The record is from the annotation of a GenBank genome assembly.